Cinclus cinclus is the source of this 1395-nucleotide messenger RNA. It is a transcript of the gene ICA1, whose product is annotated as islet cell autoantigen 1. The record is from RefSeq and is a predicted model, not a curated record. The coding region runs from base 1 to 1395 and encodes 464 amino acids. Gene Ontology annotation, cellular component: Golgi apparatus. Gene Ontology annotation, molecular function: protein domain specific binding. Lineage: Eukaryota; Metazoa; Chordata; Aves; Passeriformes; Cinclidae. The transcript has 12 exons. Gene Ontology annotation, biological process: regulation of transport.
AUGGAAGGUCAUAAAUACAACUAUCCAAGAGAAUUUUAUGAUCAAUAUGCUCAAAGCCAAGAAAAAUCUGUGGUCAAUAAAAUGCAGCAGAAAUAUUGGAAAACAAAACAAACCCUUAUAAAAGUUACAGGAAAAAAGGAAGAUGAACAUGUUGUGGCUUCAGAUGCAGAUCUGGAUGCAAAACUAGAGCUGUUCCAUUCUAUUCAGAGAACAUGUAUGGAGUUGCUGAAAGCAAUUGAGCUGUAUCAAAAAAGGAUUUGUUUUCUGUCUCAGGAAGAAAAUGAAUUGGGAAAAUUUCUUCGAUCACAGGGUUCUCAGGAUAAAACAAGAGCAGGAAAAAUGAUGCAAGCUACAGGAAAGGCCCUCUGCUUUUCUUCUCAGCAAAGAUUAGCACUCCGUACUCCUCUUAGUAGAUUGUAUCAAGAAGUGGAGACUUUCAGAUACAGGGCCAUCUCAGACACGUGGCUGACAGUGAACAGAAUGGAGCAGUAUCGGACUGAAUACAGAGGCGCUCUACUCUGGAUGAAAGAUGUGUCUCAGGAGCUGGAUCCAGAUCUUUAUAAGCAGAUGGAAAAGUUCAGGAAGGUUCAAGCACAAGUGCGACAUGCAAAACUCAACUUUGACAAACUGAAGACUGAUGUCUGUCAAAAAGUGGAUCUUCUGGGAGCAAGCAGAUGCAACCUCCUUUCUCAUGUGUUAACAACAUAUCAGACCACGCUGCUUCAUUUUUGGGAAAAAACUUCACACACGAUGGCAGCCAUCCAUGAAAGUUUCAAAGGUUAUCAGCCAUAUGAAUUCACUAUGUUAAAGAGCUUGCAAGAUCCUGUGAAUAAACUAACAGAAAGAGCAGAAAAGGAAGACCAGCAGAUUGAGAGCACCAGUUCAGUGGAAGAUCAGCAGAGUCAGUUGAUUUCAUUAGAUGAGGAGAGCCAUACCAAGGAAUCGAACUAUUCAGGUGCUAUAGAUGAGUUAUUAGACCUGCAACCUGAAGAAAAUGCUUCAAAGGAAAAGUUUGUGAGAUCCUUGGAGCCAGAACCUGGUGAUAAGGAUGACAUGGUGUUACUAAAUGAGAUCCUCAACGCCUCCUCCCUAGAUGAGGGGGAAUUCAGCAAAGAGUGGACAGCUGUUUUUGGACAGGCUGCUGAUCUCACCAUGAACUCUUCAGCUAGAGAUGGGGAGAACACUUCAUCGUCUGCAGUACCAGCACCAUCAGGCUACUUGCCCUCACAGCUGCUAGACCAAAACAUGAAUGACUUGCAGUCAUCCUUACAUGAAUCUACAAAGAAUCCUAAAGACUUGACUGCUUGGUUCAGUCUCUUUGCUGACCUUGACCCACUAUCCAAUCCUGAUGCUGUUGGGAAAACUGAUAAAGAACAUGAAUUACUUAAUGCAUGA